UUCGUUAAUGUUGAUCGUCUGUUCUGUUAUUUGUUAAUUCAUUCGUUUAAAUGGAUAUUUUGAUGUUUCACAAUAUUUCUCGAGAAGUUCAGUGCUAUUUCAGGAUAACUUCUCUACUGUUAUAUCGUAUUUUUCCGUAGAAGUAUGGUGUUACCACUGUCACUUUUGCGCACAGCGCAGAAUCAUCCAAUGUUAGUUGAAUUGAAAAGUGGCGAAACUUAUAAUGGACAUUUGGUUGCAUGCGAUGCGUGGAUGAAUAUCCAUUUAAGGGAUGCUAUCUGUACAUCACGUGAUGGGGAUCGCUUCCUAAAAAUGCAGGAAGUAUAUGUACGAGGUUCAACGAUCAAGUAUUUGCGGAUUCCGGACGAUGUGGUAGAAUUGGUAAAAGAAGAGGUUAAGGAAGUACGUAGACAACAGAAAGACCAACAACGUGCCAAGCGUAAUUUACAGGGAGCUCGGGGUGGCGCACGAGGAGGAUCUUCUAGUAAUCGUGGCACAGGUCGUGGUGGUAGUCAGCAUGGAUGGAAUCGAAACAAAGCAGGGGUUCAGUGAGGCCAUUUACUAUAAAUUAUUUCUCCUUCGUUUUCAUGUUGACUUUAGAAAGAAAUUGUUGACAUUUCGAAAGUCAUCGCUGUUUGAUAUUUUCCACAAAUUUUAUGCUGAAAUAAAAUGCUGUGGAUGUUUUGGAUGAAAUUCUUAUGGCUUUAUUUUUAUUUUUUGUUGUUUGAUGAUGUUUCAAUAAAUGCUUCUCAGGC
Loa loa (African eye worm) is the source of this 755-nucleotide messenger RNA. RefSeq lists its product as hypothetical. The transcript has 4 exons. Gene Ontology annotation, molecular function: U6 snRNA binding. Gene Ontology annotation, biological process: mRNA splicing, via spliceosome; spliceosomal snRNP assembly; nuclear-transcribed mRNA catabolic process. The record is from RefSeq and is a predicted model, not a curated record. Lineage: Eukaryota; Metazoa; Nematoda; Chromadorea; Rhabditida; Onchocercidae. Gene Ontology annotation, cellular component: spliceosomal tri-snRNP complex; P-body; U6 snRNP. Bases 145 to 552 code for a protein of 135 amino acids.